UAGCGUCGCAAUGGCAGAGCAAAUUGCCGGUAUUGCCGUCACGUCAAAGCGUCUAGAGCAAUGAUGUAACGAUGAAGUAAGUCUUACAUGUACACCUGUGAAGGAGAAGACUAGACAGAGUCUGACUUAAAGGCCACAUUUAAAUCCAAUUUGGAAAUUUCUAACAAGUCGUGUGAAAAGUCAGAAGAAGGUUGCCGAAGUCAGAGCUAACAUUGCAUUGCUGGAGAAAUUGCGUGUACAGACUCCUGUUAAUAAUCAAAGAACCAGUGCUCUUGAUGAGAUAACGGCCAUUUGGUCCAGAAAGAAACAGCUGGAACAAGACAUAUCCAGGAUGAGAGCGGAUAUAAUUGCUACAGGAUACAAUCACUGAGUGUAGUUCUCAUACAAGGACAGCAAUACAGGCAGACCUCAUUAUUCCGCCUACGUUUGUCUCACUGGUUUCUGUCGGACUAAUGCGACUGUUGGAUUAUCGGUAACAAAUACACAGUGAGUAUGUACUCUCACGUGUAGCUUUGUUGGAAAGUGAGGGUGUCAGAAUAAUGAGAGAAUGACUAGGAGAUUCAGCCCAUGAAACUGGAGGAACUUCAGUUGCAGAGUACUUUGCUAUCAGCACACUCGGCAGCUCGUCAACAACAAGCAAGGGUCUACAAUGAGUUCACUAAACGAAUUAAAGGUCGACAAGCUGCCAUGAAAGGACCCAGAGACAAAGAAGUAACGUAUUGCCAGUCAGAAUCUGUAACAACGCCUGGGAGAGUGAAGCUCGAGUCAACUUGCAUUAAACAAGUGAGAGACUUGUGUGAGUGUGUUGGAAAAUAUCUGUUGGAGCUGAAUGGCAGUAGAGAAGAUGAAUCGGAUGAAACAAGGAAAGAACUGCAAGACAAGAAAGAUCAAAUAUGGACAGAUUUAGAGCGAGAUUUGUCUCAGCAUCCAUUGCCUGAAGUGUUGCAAUCUUUGCUGGAGGUCAGUCACGCUGGUCGUCGAGAUGUAACCGAACAAACUAACAAAGUGAACAUCAGAAAAGAUGCCAAGAAUUUGAGAUUCAAGUAUGAAGGAUGCCUAGCUCAAAGACGUAUUGUUACUAAAACCCUACAUUUUAUGGAGUGUGUAAAUGAGCUAAUUAAGGGUUUGCAGUGUGAUCAUAUUUGCUGCUCUUUUGGAUCAUCAGGAAGCAGCGAAUGAGUUUUGGCGAAGAAGAGAAAGGCUACUGCAGUUAGAGAGGAAGCUUGAGGGGUUUGCAGUGUGAUCAUAUUCGCUGCUCUUUUGGAUCAUCAGGAAGCAGCGAAUGAGUUUUGGCGAGGAAGAGAAAGUUUACUGCAGUUAGAGAGGAAGCUUGAGGUGUGCUGAUGGAGCGUUUCACACGCUAAAGAAAGAGAACGAGCAACUGAAAAGGAUUGCUGAUCUCUCUCAAUCGUGUUCACAAUCCAAAGUCGAGAACACAAGGCUACAUGAGGAAAACAAACGACUGUCAUUGAAAGUGCAUGAGCUAGUGGAGGAGUUGAGCAUAAAGGAGGCCGAAUGGUGUGAAAAGGAAGAAAAAUUGAAACUAAAAGUAUUAAGGCAUCCGCUCGAUUAAUUAAGUGUUGCUGUAUAAAUUAUUAGAUUAUUUUUUAAUACAAUUUACAUAACGAAGGAAAGUUUGGUUGGCAAUUUGUUUUUACAUAGCUUAUUUGACAAUUAAAGUUAGUGUAUUGAACAUGGCAUUGAUUUUUCGGAUCAGGUCAGACCAGUUAAAUUUCUUGAUGCUCAGAUUUGCCGGUUGAACAAAAUAAAAAUAAAAUUUGAUGUUUACAUGCGCAAUGGCGCUUGCUGUA
Molecule: messenger RNA, 1811 nt
Organism: Corticium candelabrum
Lineage: Eukaryota; Metazoa; Porifera; Homoscleromorpha; Homosclerophorida; Plakinidae
Exons: 14
Coding region: 568-1179 (203 amino acids)
Biological process (GO): spindle assembly
Cellular component (GO): HAUS complex
Source: RefSeq, a predicted model, not a curated record